AGCAACAAUAAUUAAUUUGAAAGAUUCACGCAAGCGCCAUUAGUAAAAGUCUACAAGGUGACCUCUAAAACGUCUUACUUGGAAUUAGUUGGAGUAGGGUGGCCGGUGAAGUUAAACUGAUCUUCUUUAGUUUAACUUUCAUCCUCGUAAAGUAAGCAUGGCUGCUCCUCAGUCCGACUUCGAGAGAAGAAAGCAAAUUAGUGUCAGGGGCAUCGCAGAAGUCGAGGAUGUUAACCAAAUUAAGAAGUCUUUCAAUCGGCAUCUCCACUACACCCUAGUUAAAGACCGAAAUGUGUCGACACCUCGUGACUACUACUUCGCCUUGGCCCACACGGUGAGGGAUCAUUUGGUUUCAAGAUGGAUUCGUACCCAGCAGCACUAUUAUGAGAAGGAUCCGAAGCGCGUCUACUAUCUCUCCCUGGAAUACUACAUGGGAAGAUCCCUGACAAACACAAUGAUAAAUUUAGGGAUUCAAACAUCAUGCGAUGAAGCCCUGUAUCAGUUGGGUUUGGACAUCGAAGAACUUGAGGAUAUUGAAGAAGAUGCUGGUUUAGGUAACGGUGGUCUGGGCCGUUUGGCAGCCUGCUUUUUAGAUUCGAUGGCAACUUUGGGUAUGGCAGCUUACGGUUAUGGUAUUAGAUACGAGUAUGGCAUUUUUGCACAAAAGAUAGUGAACGGGGAACAGCGAGAGGAACCGGACGAUUGGCUGCGUUUUGGAAAUCCGUGGGAGAAAGCGCGACCAGAAUACAUGAUUCCGGUCAACUUUUUCGGUCACGUUGAGGAUACGCCCCAGGGAAAAAAAUGGGUUAAUACACAAGUUGUUUAUGCACUGCCUUACGAUAAUCCGAUACCCGGCUAUAAUAACAAUGUCGUAAAUACUCUCAGGUUGUGGUCGGCCAAAUCGCCAGUUGAAUUUGAUUUAAAAUAUUUUAACGACGGAGAUUAUAUUCAAGCAGUAUUAGAUCGCAACUUGGCAGAGAAUAUUUCUCGGGUGUUGUACCCAAAUGAUAACGUGUUUGAAGGGAAGGAAUUACGUCUUAAACAAGAAUACUUUAUGGUCGCAGCUACGCUUCAAGAUAUCAUUCGGCGAUUCAAGGCCGCCAAGUUUGGUAAGAGGGACGCUGUGAGGACUACUUUCGAACUGUUUCCGGAUAAAGUUGCAAUCCAACUGAAUGAUACUCAUCCUUCACUCGCCAUACCUGAAUUAAUGCGUGUUUUGAUCGAUUGUGAAGGUUUAGAUUGGGAGAAAGCGUGGGAUAUCACCACCAGAACAUGCGCUUACACCAAUCACACUGUACUACCUGAAGCUCUCGAAAGAUGGCCCACAUCAAUGCUGGAGUCGAUCCUACCGCGCCACAUGGAAAUUAUAUAUCAUAUAAACUUUCUUCAUCUUAAACAAGUUGAGAAACGUUGGCCAGGAGACUGGGAUAAAUUAAGAGCCCUCUCUUUAAUUGAAGAAGAUGGCGAAAAACGUGUCAACAUGGCGAACUUGUCCAUCGUCGGUUCGCAUGCUGUCAACGGCGUUGCACGAAUCCAUUCUGAGAUUAUUAAAGACGACCUGUUCCGCGACUUCUACGCGUUAUCGCCCGAAAAGUUUCAAAACAAAACUAAUGGCAUUACACCCAGGCGUUGGUUACUUCUGUGCAACCCCGGUUUAGCGGAUUUAAUUUCAGAUAGAAUCGGAGAAGAUUGGAUUGUUCAUUUGGAUCAACUGCAACAGCUGAAACAGUGGGCCACAGACUCCGGUUUCCAAAGGGCCAUAAUGAAUGUGAAACAAGAAAAUAAAUUCAAACUAGCCUCGAUCUUAGAGAAAUGCUAUGGGGUAAAGGUCAACCCGUACUCGUUGUUCGAUAUUCAAGUCAAGAGAAUCCACGAGUACAAGCGGCAGUUGCUGAAUUGCCUUCACAUAAUCACAUUGUACAAUCGAAUAAAAAAGAACCCCUCUGCCAAAGUGGUGCCACGUACAGUUAUGAUAGGAGGAAAAGCCGCACCCGGCUACUACACAGCCAAAAAAAUAAUUAAGCUUAUUACAUCGGUGGGUAACGUCGUAAAUAACGAUCCUGUAAUUGGCGAUAAAUUGAAAGUAAUUUAUUUGGAAAAUUAUCGCGUUACACUCGCCGAAAAAAUUAUUCCCGCCGCCGAUCUAAGUGAGCAAAUUUCCACUGCCGGCACAGAAGCCUCCGGUACCGGAAACAUGAAAUUCAUGUUAAACGGUGCUCUCACUAUAGGUACAUUGGAUGGCGCUAACGUUGAGAUGGCUGAGGAAAUGGGUAACGAAAAUAUAUUCAUUUUCGGCAUGACCGUCGAUGAAGUGGAGGCCUUAAAACGGAAAGGGUACAACGCACACGAUUAUUAUAAUUCAAAUCCUGAAAUUAAACAGCUGAUCGAUCAGAUUCAGAACGGAUUCUUUAGUCCCGGAAAUCCGGACGAGUUCAAAGAUAUUGUAGAUAUUUUAUUGAAGUGGGACAGAUUCUUCCUUCUUGCCGAUUAUGAGGCUUACAUUAGAGCUCAAGAGGAGGUCAGUCGUGUGUAUGAGAACCAAAGCAAAUGGCUGGAAAAGGCGAUCCACAACAUUGCUUCGUCAGGUAAAUUUUCUAGCGAUCGUACCAUUAUCGAUUAUGGCAGGGACAUUUGGGGAGUAGAGCCCAACUACAAUAAAUUACCAGCUCCUCACGAACCAAGAGAAUGACAUGAGCCUAAUGAGUGAAUUGUAUAUAGAAAACUGUAGAAAACUGAAUGUUAUUUCUAAAUAAUUGUGUAUUAACGCAACAUGCAAUACUUGUAUGUCAUGGGAUCUUCCUAAGCACUCAUUAAUUGUUCACUAUUAUUUUUUAGUUGUAGUUUCGUUUAUUUUUUGCUACUGCCAAAUAAUGUAUAGAAGCUAUAUUUGAGGUUUAUUGUAACAAACAAUUGGAUGCAUUCUAUAUAAGGAAGAGAGGAAUCUAAAAAGACUAUGCCAAAAUUAUGCGUUAUCUGUUUUAAGUGUUUAUAAAAGUCGUAAAUUUUAUCUAAUAGAGAUUUGCACAUAAAGUUAAUGUUUGGCUAUGUUCAAAGCACUAAUAAUAUGAAGUUAAAUGCAGAGUUAGUGAAUGUUA
Messenger RNA from Photinus pyralis (common eastern firefly), 3095 nucleotides. RefSeq names its product glycogen phosphorylase. Lineage: Eukaryota; Metazoa; Arthropoda; Insecta; Coleoptera; Lampyridae. Gene Ontology annotation, molecular function: glycogen phosphorylase activity; pyridoxal phosphate binding. Gene Ontology annotation, cellular component: cytoplasm. The coding region runs from base 158 to 2689 and encodes 843 amino acids. Gene Ontology annotation, biological process: glycogen catabolic process. The transcript has 6 exons. The record is from RefSeq and is a predicted model, not a curated record.